Molecule: messenger RNA, 1399 nt
Organism: Malus domestica (apple)
Lineage: Eukaryota; Viridiplantae; Streptophyta; Magnoliopsida; Rosales; Rosaceae
Product: metacaspase-1-like
Biological process (GO): proteolysis
Molecular function (GO): cysteine-type endopeptidase activity
Source: RefSeq, a predicted model, not a curated record
UCUCGCCACCUUCCUCCCAAAGUCUACCAACUCCACAACCAUUCCACCAAGUCAAUAAAAUCCCCCUCUCUCUCUCUCUCUCUCUCUCUCUCUCUCUCCAUUCUCCCUGCGAUACAACAAUCCUCCCCUUCAAUCCAAUUCAAUUUCCACCAUGUUGUUGUUGGUAGACUGCUCCGGCUGCCACACGCCGCUGCAGCUGCCGCCCGGCGCUCGGACGAUCCGCUGCGCCCUGUGCCACGCCGUCACUCGCAUCGCCGACUCCCGCGCUCUUCCUCCUCCCCCUUAUUCCUCCUCCUCCUUCUCCUCAUCCUCCUCAUCUUACCACCACGCACCUCCUCCAUCCCCUUCUCCCUACACCCACGCGCCGCCGGUGCCUUCGCCGUCGGCGCACGGGCGGAAGCGGGCCGUCAUAUGCGCCGUGUCGUAUAAGCGGUCCCGGCACGAACUCAAGGGCUGCAUUAACGACGCCAAGUGUAUGAAGUACUUGCUGGUCAACAAGUUCAACUUUCCCGAGUCCUCCAUUCUCAUGCUCACCGAAGAAGAAGUUGAUCCUUAUAGGCGCCCAACCAAGCAAAAUAUGAGAAUGGCAAUGUAUUGGCUUGUGCAAGGUUGUCAAGCAGGGGAUUCUUUGGUGUUUCAUUAUUCUGGUCAUGGAUCACAACAGAGGAACUACACUGGGGAUGAGGUGGAUGGAUUUGAUGAAACGCUUUGUCCUUCGGAUUUUGAGACUCAAGGGAUGAUUGUUGAUGAUGAGAUCAAUGCGACAAUUGUCAGACCUCUACCUGCUGGGGCAAGGCUUCAUGCAAUUGUGGACGCUUGUCAUAGCGGUACUGUGCUAGAUUUACCAUAUCUCUGUAGGAUGGACAGAAACGGGAAGUAUGUAUGGGAGGAUCAUCGCCCUAGAUCAGGUGUUUGGAAAGGAACAAACGGUGGAGAGGCCAUUUCCUUUAGUGGUUGUGAUGAUGAUCAAACCUCUGCCGAUACCUCAGCUUUGUCCAAGAUUACUUCGACUGGUGCCAUGACUUAUGCUUUCAUCCAAGCCAUCGAGCGUGGACAUGGAACUACAUAUGGGAACAUAUUGAAUGCAAUGCGAUCUACCAUCCGUAACACAGAUAAUGGUGUUGGAGGUGGUAUUGUGACAUCUCUUAUCUCCAUGCUUUUGACAGGAGGGAGUCUUGGCGGGUUAAGACAGGAACCACAGUUAACUGCCCAUCAAGCAUUUGAUGUGUAUGCAAAGCCUUUCUUCUUGUAAGUUUUGGUGCAGGAUCGCCAAUUUAUUUCUCAUAAUCAUUCAUUAAUCAUUCCCAAGCCUCCUAUUCGUGUAUACAGUUCCCGGAGAAACCCAAUUUUGUAUCUGCUUGUGUUUAAUGUAUUGUUUACCAAUACUGUGUUUUCCUUG